AUGGAGUGCCUCCGUCGGGGGCAGGCAGGGGGCUCGGGAAGCGUCUGGACUUCGCAGGCUUUUCCUCUUCGCUCGGUGGCUGGCCAGAUGCAGUACUGGCCAUUUUCUGCUUCCGAUCUUUACAAUUGGAAAACCCAUAACCCCUCUUUCUCUCAAGACCCCCAGGCUCUGACUGGGCUGAUCGAGUCAAUUUUAUUGACUCAUCAGCCCACCUGGGAUGAUUGUCAGCAGCUUCUGCAGACCCUCCUCACUACUGAGGAAAAGCAGCGCGUCUACCUUGAGGCACGGAAAAACGUCCCUGGAGCAGAUGGCCGACCGACCCUACUGCCAAACGAAAUCGAGGAGGCGUUUCCCUCAACCCGUCCUGAUUGGGACUACACCACCGUUGCUGGUAGGGAGCGACUUCGUCUUUACCGCCAGAUUCUCCUUGCGGGUCUCAGAGGGGCUGGAAAGCGCCCCACCAAUUUGGCCAAGGUACGUGCAGUAGUGCAGGGGGCUGAGGAAACGCCGGCAGGCUUCCUAGAAAGAUUAAUGGAAGCCUACCGUAUGUACACCCCGUUUGACCCCCUGGCAGAGGACCGGCAGGGAGAUGUAAUCAUGUCCUUUAUAGGACAGUCAGCGCCGGACAUGCGCAAUAAAUUGCAGCGGCUAGAGGGGCUUCAGGGGUAUACUAUACAAGAUUUAAUAAAGGAGGCAGAAAAGAUUUACAACAAAAGGGAGACCCGAGAGGAGAAGGAGGAAAGGAUCCGCAAGGAGAAGGAGGAAAGGGAAGACAAAAGAGACAAAAGACGUAAUCGAGAGCUUAGUAAAAUUUUGGCCACCGUAGUGCAGGAUAUAGAAAGGAGUAGACCAGGACAAAAUAGGGACUUGGGAGACAAACGAAAGCCUCGGGUGGAAAGAGAUCAAUGUGCCUAUUGUAAAGAAAGAGGACACUGGGUCAAAGACUGCCCGAAGAAAACACAGGGACCAAAGAAUAGACCAGUUCCAAUCCUGUCCCUGGAAGAAGACGUAGGUGAGUCAGGGCCAGGAGCCCCCCCCGAGCCCAGGAUAACCCUUGAAGUGGGGGGCAGACCGGUAACCUUCCUGAUUGACACGGGAGCCCAGCACUCGGUACUGACUUCAGAAAAAGGGCCUUUAAGCUCCAAGACUUCCUGGGUUCAGGGGGCAACUGGAGAAAAGUUAUGUCGCUGGACAACCAAUCGAGAGGUCCAGUUAAGUACAGGACUUGUGACACACUCGUUCUUACUAGUGCCAGACUGCCCCUACCCCCUCCUGGGCAGGGACCUACUCUCGAAGGUAGGAGCCCAAAUUCACUUCCAUGAGAAAGGAGCUACCAUCACAGACUCAGGAGGGCGGCCCCUCCAGGUAUUAACACUACGCUUGGAGGACGAACACCGAUUAUUCGAGAGGCCCUCGUCCACCAUGGCUCCCCUGGACCCCAAGUGGCUUACAGAUUUUCCUCAGGCCUGGGCAGAGACUGCGGAAAUAGGGUUGGCCGUCAACCGGCCUCCCUUGAUCAUAGAUCUGAAGCCCACAGCCAUUCCCGUGUCAGUUCGUCAAUAUCCGAUGGGCAAGGAAGCUAAGGAAGGUAUCCGGCCACAUAUCCAGAGACUGUUACACCUAGACAUUUUAAAACCUUGUCGUUCACCUUGGAACACCCCCCUACUACCAGUAAAGAAGCCUGGUACGGGUGACUACCGCCCGGUACAGGACUUGCGGGAGGUUAACAGGAGAACGGAGGCACGUUUGAAUUUGGGAUCUAACACAAUAUAUUGUUUGCAGAAGCAAAAAUACGAACCGUCUUUGAAGCAAUAUGACAUAAACCAGAAGAUUCACAGGAUAACGUGGGAAAUGGCUAUACUUACAGGAGAUCAGGAAGAUUAA
This is a messenger RNA of Lepus europaeus (European hare), 1884 nucleotides long. RefSeq lists its product as uncharacterized. Gene Ontology annotation, molecular function: zinc ion binding; nucleic acid binding; aspartic-type endopeptidase activity. The record is from RefSeq and is a predicted model, not a curated record. Gene Ontology annotation, biological process: proteolysis; virion assembly. Lineage: Eukaryota; Metazoa; Chordata; Mammalia; Lagomorpha; Leporidae.